AUGAAAAAAGUACUUUCAUCGAAGAACCGAACGACCAAAAUUGAUAAACUCGUUGUCGAAGGCGUUGAUAUAGUUUACCCUAAAGAUAUUAGCGAUUCUCUGAACUUACAUUUUAUAUCGGUCGCCACAAAUCUCCUUUCUGCCAGAUCUCCCACAACGAUGUCUUCUACUUCCAACCCUGACUCCCAUCAUGUUCCACCAUCCCAGUUCCCCUCAUCAUUGGAAAGUUCCUUGCCAAACAAAUUCCAUUUCCGUCCAACAACUGAUGUUGAAAUCUCCAAUAUGUUGGCUAAUUUAAACCCCAACAAAGCUACUGGGAAUGAUAACAUCCCGGCGAAGAUCCUUAAGAUAUCCUCGAACUGUAUUUCUCAAAGUCUGUCGUGUAUAGUCAAUACACCGAUAUCAAUUUUACCCUGCUUAUCCAAGAUAUGUGAAUCGUGUGUAAAGAACCAGAUGAAUGAACAUGACCAGGAAUUCCAAACUUUCUUCGAACCCAGUCAGUACGCGUAAGAAAAAAAUAGCUCGACCGUGACAGCUUUAAUACAAGUCAUAGUCUCCCUGAAACUCGCUGUGGAUCAAAAACAAUAUUCAGUGGCUACCUUUAUCGAUCAGCGGAAGGCGUUCGAUAUUAUUGAUCAUCGUGUUCUUCUGGAUAGAUUAAGGAAAUAUGGGUUUGGGGAAAUCGAGGCUAACUGGAUCUGCUCAUACUGUAUCUAACUGACAGGCAACAAGAUGUCGUGUGUAAUGGUGUCCAAUCUCAACUGUUACCAAUUAAUUACGGCGUCCCACAAGGUUCUGUGCUCGGUCCCUCGCUGUUUUGUUUGCUUUUCAAGACCAUCUCUCUCUUCAAGACCAUCUCUUUAUGCGCCGACGAUAUUGAAACCCACUGUUCACAUCCUAAUCUUGAUGUAGCUCAGUCGUAAAUGAAUAAAGAUCUCAAACGAGUGAAUAACAGAAUGAUUCCAAAUGUCAAAAAAACAAAAUCUAUGGCCGGUAAUUGGAUCACGGCAUGCACUGAAAAGGGCAAAUGAUAUUGGAAUCUAUCUGGACAAUGAGAUCCCUGAUGUGGUCACUACAUUUGACUAUCUCGGUGGUCGAAUAAGAAAUAUUCUGUCAUGGGAACAGCAUGUUAGCAGAAUAUGUCAACGCUCGUAUCCAAAACUUGGCUUACUCAAUCGCAUAUCAUCAUUUCUACCUUCCGUAAUUUUACUCCGUAUCUACAAACAAACUAUACUACCCAUCUUGGACUAUGGUUCGACUGUUUGGCAUGAGUGCGGAAUAAUCCAAACGACGCGGGUCGAGAAACUUCAGAAUCGUGCUUUGAGGAUUAUCCUUCACAAGGGAAGGCGAAAAUGCUCUCAAGAGAUGCGUAGCGAACUAAAGCUGCUGACAUUGCACAGCAGGAGACGAUUUUUACGCUUUAUGUGUAUUUUCAAAAUAUUGUACAAGUAUGCUGGUGCUAAAGACUGGAACUCUCUACCAUUAAACAUUAGAGAAAUGAUAUCACUCUCAAAAUUUAAACGUACUGUUUACGCGGAUCUUUUAGAACUUGACAACAAUUCUCAUAUUUGUAGUAUUUAGGAUGCAUGUUUAUAUUGUAUACAAUCGUUGCCUUGUAAUCGCUGUUCUCCCGUUAAUACCAGCUGCAUUGCUGAUGGGAUUUUUAACAGUAUAAAUAAAGUAUUUAUUAUUAUUAUUAUUAUUAUUAUUAUUAUUAUUAUUAUUAUUAUUAUAUCCGCGUUUUAUCCUUUUGGUUUGAUUAUCCAAAAGGAUAAAACGCGGAUAUGGUCCAAAAAACAUUUUACAGCCUUUUUUAAGUCAUAUCCGCGUUUUUUCCAAAUGGAUAAGAUAGAUAGAUAGGUAGAUAGAUAGAUAGAUAGAUAGAUAGAUAGAUAGAUAGAUAGAUAGAUAGAUAGAUAAACUUUAUUUAGGCACACUAAUCUCAUUCAACAUUGCUGAUUUCCAUGAGAGGUGUGCUGGCUAAUUGUUACAAUUUUAAAGCUAAUUUACUAAUACAUACAAAGUACAAACUAUUAUUAUAUAAAUGCUAUUAAAUAUUCACUUAACUAAACUACUUAAUUUAAUAAUUGAAAGGACGAGGGCGAGGAGAAAAGGUUUUUACAAAACGAGUUGUAAGAUAUCGAAUAUCGAAUAUUUUCUGGUAUUCUAUUCCAUAAUUUAGCCCCACUGUAACUAAAACUUUUUUAAAAAUUCUGUCUUGGGCCUUGGAAUAAAAAGCCCAGUUGAACAACCUCUUAGAUUAUAACUAUUAACAGUGUUGGAAAAUUGGAAAAUGUUACACAGUCUUUGUGGAGCUGAUUGAUUUAUUGUUUUGUACAUGAUUUUGGCUUUCAUUAAUGCUCUAUGUUCUUCAAGAGAUGUCCAACCGAGAGCAGUACGAGCUAAGAUGAUAGACUGUCCAUGCUCAUUUUUAAAAUUCAUAAUUAAUCUAGCCGCUCGAUUUUGCAAUUUUUGAAGACGUUCGCCGAGGCCUUUGCCAAGCUCAUCCAAAACCUCACAACAGUAAUCAAAAUGUGGCUGGAUCAAUGCAUUGUACACCAGCACUAAUGUAUCUCGGUCUACAAAUUCUUUAAGUUUUUUAACGCACCAAUCCCCGAAGAUACUUUACUAGCGAUAUAUUCAAUAUGUUUUUCCCAGUUUAGGAUCUCAUCGAUUUCAACUCCUAGCACUUUUGCGCAUUUUACUUUUUUGAUUGGACAUGUGUCGAUCUUAACUGUGGGUGCUAUUAAUGCUAUUAAUCUUAGGGCGUGAUCCAAUCAAAAUAUAUUCCAUUUUCGCAAUAUAUAAUAAGCUAAGUCUGUUUGAAGGCAACCACACUUUAAUAUUUUUCAAGUCUUUAUUCGCAAUCUCAUCUGCUUCAUUUAAUGUUUUGCCUACAGCUGUAAGGCUGGUAUCAUCUGCAAACAUCCUUGGUGUAACAGUUGUAUGUUUGAGACAAUUUGGCAAAUCAUUUAUAUAGAUAAUAAACAGAAGAGGGCCAAGUAUACUUCCCUGAGGGAUGCCGCAAGUUAUUCUUCUCUGAUCUGAAAUAGCCUGCGUGCAGCCUGACUUUAAAUGGAGAGAAGUCAGUCUGCGAAUCAGGGAACAAUACCGUGUUCGCGCCAUCUUUUGAAUUGCAUGGAUUUCUGUAUUCAACCGUGAUUGGCUAUUGCUCAAAAGCCUAACACACACGCUACGAUUGGCCAAUUCGUUAAUAUAUAUUUGGUUCAAACCAUAGAUAUAGGAGAUCUAGAUUGCUAACGCAUACCUAGCGCAGGCGGGGCCUACAUGAUAAAUCCAAGAUGGCGGUACAAGAGGGCAAAAAGACUAUAGAUUCUAUUAUGAAAAUCAAGAUUUUCGCAUUUUUUGCCGUCGCAUUAUUUUGAAACUUAUUCGGUCAAAUUUUAUGGUAAAGAGAAACUUACCGCGAAGAUUUUGAGCAUAUUUAUGAUUGAAUUGGAUAACUCGCAAAAUUAUCCAGCGAUAAAAGUUCGUGUACAGUACUGAUAUAGUACUAUAUAUAUGUAACUUGUACAGUUUUGCUUUAAUUUUUGCUCACUAUUUGCAUAGAAAGCAAAUUAUAACAGACCAUAGAUGAUAGACCCUUAUCCAGUGCUCUCAUCAGUUUACUUCUCUAACAAGCAAGGAAGGGGGGGGGGGUACAUAACAGUUCAUUUUUCAUAAUUAUGAGGACAGAGCAGAUGAUGAUGAAAGAUGCAAGUAUAAAACACCAUUCACAAGACUAAAUGUUAACAUAGCACAGUAUUUCUGGCAAUAAAACGCUCCAACUGACCAACUGACCAUUUCACGCGAACUUUUAUCGCUGGAUAAUUUUGCGAGUUUUCAUCCAAUUCAAUCAUAUAUAUGCUCAAAAUCUUCGCGGUACGUUUCUCUUUACCAUAAAAUUUGACCGAAUAAGUUUAAAAACAAUGCGACGGCAAAAAAUGCGAAAAUCUUGAUUUUCGUAAUAGAAUCUAUAGUCUUUUUGCCCUCUUGUACCGCCAUCUUGGAUUUAUCAUGUAGGCCCCGCCUGCGCUAGGUAUGCGUUAGCAAUCUAGAUCUCCUAUAUCUAUGGUUCAAACAACAUUCCAGAAUGAAAAAAAUGGCGGACAAAAACACAAAGAGCAUGUUGUGUGUAAUUUAUGCACAAAACCAUACAAAAGAUUUGAAAGGGUUCUCAUUGAGGUUCCCAAGACGCCAUUUUGCUAAAUAUAUUAUUUUGUUGAACUGAAUCUAUUAACGAAUGGCUUCUCCCCAUUCAAAGUCAGGCUGCACGCAGGCUAAUCUGAAAGCUUCCAUUUAGCUGACAUCUCUGUGUUCGACUUGUUAAGUAAUUACUUAGUAAAUCCAGGGCUUUAUUACCAAAGCCAUACCGUUCGAACUUACGUAAAAGAAUUUCAUGGUUGACAGUAUCGAAUGCUUUCUUUAAAUCGAAAAGAACAACUAUGUUGUAUAGGCCACGUCCAUGUUAAUAUACCAUUCAUUAGUACAAUCUAAAAGUGUGGUAGUUGUGGAAUGAAAUUGUCUAAACCAAACUGAUGUUCUGAUAGAAUAUUCUGUUUCUUUAAAUAAUCAUACAUUUGGUCGUACAGAAUCCUUUCCAUCAGUUUGCUGACCACAGGUAAAAUUGAGAUUGGUCUAUAAUUGUCUAACAUAGUCCGUUCGCCUUUUUUAAAAAUUGAGUUACUCGUGCUACUUUCCACUCCAUCGAGAAUCUGUCAGUGGCAAUAGACAUAUUAAAAAUCCUUGUUAAAGGCUCUGCAAUAGCAGGAGCUGCAGCCUUUAAUACUUUAGCUAAAAUUUCGUCAAUACCUGUAGCUUUGGAGAUAGUUAAUUUGGUUAUAAGCCUAUUAACUGUUGCAACAUUUACAGGUUGGAAAAUAUAUCUCUCAACUGGUUCAUGUUGAGGAAUGAAAUCUCGAAAGCUACAGUUGUGUUCGUAUUCAAUUUUUUCAGCAAGGUUAGGACCAACAUCGGUAAAAUAAUGAUUAAAACAUUAACCAGUUCACUAGUUGAUGUGAAUUUAUAACACAAUGAAAAGACAACAGGCAGUUAAAUAACUCCCGCAAUAACUAUGAAAAACUCGUCCACGCAAUCAGCGGAUACUUGAGAGGUUUUACAACAUAUAAAUACCAAUCAACAGUAAUUGCGAGAAGUAUAUUGCCAGUGAAGCGAACAGCAAUGACCAGAUAGUAGAACGACUUAACUAACAAAAUAAGUAGUUAUCAUUGCCAUAAUAUAUUAUAUAUAAAACGACCACGAGGGUAGUUUUUUCAAAGGAAAUAAUGUAUAGAAUUUAGGACUCCUAAGCAUAUGGUUAUAAUAUAUAUGGGAGAACAAAUGAAAGAAUUUUAUGUUGAAUGUCGUUUUGUCAUCCCGGCUUAAGCCUCAUUCACAUGAAUGAUUUAAUGAAAACCAGGAAUACAGACAUCAAAGGCAAAACAAAAAGAACUUUUUAAAAUAUUUUGGAAUGGGUAUUUGUUUCUCACUGACGUUUUGUAAGACAAAUGCCACAAAGGCCGAAAUUAUUGGAAAAAAAUAUGGACGCAUAUACCGCCAGCCAGUGCAGUUCCGCAAAUGACGUACAGCAAGUUUAUAUAUUCAAAACUUUGGAUGAUCGGCGGAGAGUGGACGAAAUUUGCACAGCAGGAAGUCGAAAGAAAUUUUUACCUCUGCAGCUUCGAAAAAAUAAUUAUUCAAUUCAUUUCAUUAGUGUUAACUAAUGCAAGGUAAGUUCUAGUCUAUACACUUAUUUUGCGUGUUUGUGAACAGUUUCCUUUUACUUUGGAUAUCCUGUAAUUUUACAGCACUAUCGGAAAGCAGCUGCAAAAACUCAAGUCGAGAACAUAUGUAAAGCUGCGGGCUUAAUGUGUCUUUUUCUCGAAGAAAAAUCCGCAUUAUUCUUAUAUAAUCGUGCCAUGAAUUUAUCAAGUUUACCAAAUUAUUUCACUAUAAAUUUCUCGCCUUCACUCGUGGCGAGAAAUUUGGCCAGUUUCUCAUAUCGAUGUACAAGGCUGCAUGUUAAGAUCUAUAAAAGACGUUUGUUGAUAAAUAAACUUAAAAUUUUGUAAUUUAUAGUCGUUACUACGAGCAUCAUUUCCGGGCCAAAUACGCAGAAGCAUAGGGUUACGUGAAUCAUUAGCAGUUCCCAGCUCAAAUUUUUGCUAAAAGGUUGGAUCAUUCGGGAAACCGCCUUGCUUGUAAAGGAGGAAAACACAUGCAGCCGUUUCCUUCUUUAUGUGAAUGAGAACAGGGUGGACGGGUUUGUGUUCAAUUAUAUUCGUUCAUCAGCUUUGCAUAUAUAGCAGUCUAUCCUGCACGCUUAUGCGUAUACGUCAUUAAAACAUCACUGGGAAAUACAAUUCUUAUGAAAGAAAUCUUUACCUCUGCAGUUUGAAAAAAAUACUGUUGCUAUUAUAAUUACAUUGAACUUAGUAUUUAAUAUCAAAUUUUCUUUUAUAUAUCUUUUGAUUCGCCUUAGCUUGGAGGUCUGUGCUAAAGACAGUGCUUAUAAUAUGUCACAGCGAAGUUUAGUCACAGCUUAAUUAAAAAAUAUCUCGCACAUUUCAGUACUUCAGUGCACCUUUUGUCCUCUUAUUAUCCGCAUCCGCAUAUCUUCAUGUUUGUAUAUACCUAUAUUGUAUAUGGGUCACAUGCAGGGGCGCACAUCUAAGGAAUUUCUAGGGGGGUGUGGGCCACUUGGGGACCGACUUUUUGAUAUUCAAAAAGAAAUUAAACAGAAGGGUAAAAAACAAUUCUGCAAAAACAUCAUGCCACAGAACAGGGACGUGGGAAUGUAUUUGAAAUCAGGGGGUCAAGUCCCACGAGGCGCCACCAUGGUUCGCGCCGAGCGAGAAAAUUUUCAAUAUUUAGAACCUCAGAGUCUUAACUAUACCUAAAUUUCGGCUCGUUCAGGUGUACAAACGAAGGAUUAAAAUUCAUCCCUUAUUUAAUAUUUCUACAUUUGUUCAAUCUGUUCCAGAUCAAUAGAAUCAGAUGUCUUUUUCUGAACUGAAGAAUCAAAACAUGUGUAUAGGCCUAUGAGCUCGCGUGUGAAUACCAGGACGUGUGUAUUAGCUGUCAUGAGAAUAUCCGUUCGCAGGCCACAGGUGCGAAAUCGGAUAGUAGCAGAGAGAGAGAGACGAGUUUAUUUCUUCGAAUAUAAUUGUUACUUUCGUCCGUCCAUAUAAAAUACUGAAAAUAAUGAAAAAUAGAAGUGUAUAAUAACAACUAGCAAAACAAUGAAAUCAAGAUAAUAAUUAAUCUGAAUUAACCAUCUAAACCUUAGCGGGUGCGCUACGAUUUGACGUUUAAAAAUCAAGAAAUAGUUUCUUACACAUUAACACAUAUACAUAGCCUUGUUCAUAACAUCUUACCAACCAGCCCUUGUGUUGUCGGUCCCAAUUCACGGAGUCGGACAGAAGUAAAUAUUAAUUCUUAUACCCGAAUUUUGGGACCUAGUUUUCGCACAGUAUCAAGGAAGAAUGGGACCGACUUUUAGUGAUAUUCGGACGCUAAGGGGGGUUUCGCACCCCCCUUCCCCCUCCCCCCCAAUGUGCGCCCCUGAGUUGAGCUCAUUUUAAAUAAUUUAACAUUCCGUCUAUGCUUCGUUUUCCCGUGGUGGAAUUCCCAACGGUGGAAGAAUGUGAUUUUGACCGGCAAUUUUUAUUUGACGAGUAUGCAUGGCCAUUUCUCAUCGUUACGAUUUAAAAAGAAUAUCAUUGAAAAUGAAAAGCUACUGAAUAAUUGUUUUUGUUUUUAUUUUUUAUCAGCUUCGCCAACUAGGGCAGGGUCACCACAACAGCAUAUGCCAAUUACUGUGGGCCCUUUUUACCUAACCCACCCUGUCAACUUUUCCCUGUGGGAGGAAACCGGAGUACCCGGGGAAAACCCACGGCGUUCGGCAGAGCGUUGACUUUACUCUUUUCACAUGGGGACUGGGUUCGAGUCGCACUGAGAAGGUACUUAGUGAGAUUCGAACCUGCAGCCUCAGAGGUGAAAGGCAAGUGCGCUAACCACUUGGCCACCGUAGCCACGUUUAUAUGAUGCACAACAGCCUGUUGUCUGUUGAAAUUCCAUAGCGGUUUUUUUAGACACCCUGUAUAGCCACGCGACAUGUAGAAAACAAUUUGCAUACAAAUACAUUUUAAUUUUCCUCUGACAAGUUUUUCCAGUUCCAUGACAGGUUUCAAAUGGUGACGCAAUGGAACUCGCUGAUACCAGUAGCGGGUAUAACCACAAUAGAAGAAGCUUCGUAUAUACUCGGAGAAAAUAAUUCAAGGUGAGUAAUUAUUGAAGUCGAAAUCUAGGAUAUAUUGUAGAGUAAACCUUUAUUUAAACACGGUGAUCUCAUCAGGAUAUCAGUUUAAUAAUAAAAGUCAUGGAUCUACUUUACAUAAAAUUAUUCAAUCAGCCAUGAAUGGCAGCCAUGCUUAUCGUGCCUAUGAAUUUCAUCUUAAAAUUGUGUUGGUAUAUAAAUGGGCUAAAGAAACUCUUCAAAAUAAUUGGACUACAGACCUUCAAACCUAUGGCAAGUAUUUAUUUGAUUGAUUAGGUCAAUAAGUGUUUUUUGGCUUGUUUUUCGUCGAUUUGGUCGAUGUGUAAAUACAUUGUGUUGCAGCCUGUAGUGUAGAAUUGCAACAUGAAUAUUUUCGUUUGUCUGACAAUAACACUUGUCUUCAUUUUUUUUAACCCUUGAAUGGAAACAUAUAUUGGUCUCGGAGACCUAACUUAAGGAAGAUGGAUGACUUUGGGACCACUCUCCUCCGCAGAGCCUUACGAAUUUUUAGUAAAAUUGCGUAAUAUUAAGGGGGGGAGGACAAAUUACGCAAGGUAUGAUGGGAAGACGGAAGCUACGUAAGGCUCUGCCAUAUAAUGUUUCCAAAAUGGCGUCCAAUUACAGACAUAAGAAUAUUGAAUUACUCAUGAAUUUAAAUUCAUGGCGACAAAUAGGCCGUUUCAGGAUGCAAACCUAAAGUUUGCGGUGAAUUGGUUUGCUCAAAGUGCAUUGAGAACAACAAGGAAGUUUUUUGACGAUGUUGGACCGAAGAAACGUUUCAAAGUUUAUAUAAAUAAACAUCGCUCCUUGAAAUUCAAUGACAGCAUAUGCACUCUGGGUGAAACGCUGCACGUUGUGAAACAAUUGUCGAAUCUGCGAUUAGAGACGGUAUGUAAAUAUUAAAUAUAUUAUUUUUGAUUGAAUAAAAAUACAAAGUAUAUGUACUAUAAAGUAUGUAUUCAUUGCUGUGUCCCCAGUGUAUAUGUAUUUGAUUUGGCACAGUGUGUACUUUUUCUAGUUGUUGCAAUCUUGGUAGCAUAAUAAAUGGCCAUUUAUACCACCCAAGGUUUGUAAUGUUUGUGUGAAAUGUUUACAUGCACUGAACUCUGGUGGCUUAUAUUAUCAAAGGUGGCCCGCAGUUAUUGGGAGUAUAAUUUCUGUUGCGGUAACCCUGCCACUUGUACUUUAUACAUACAUAUGUCUGUCUGUCUGUUUAUUUGAUGUACUUUAUACUGUAUCAUGGCAAAGCUAAUGGGUCAUUCCAGAAAACAUCCAUACCACCCCCAGAGAGGGAAUUGUAACCCCCCCCCCUCCCCCCUAUUAUCAGAAACAAUUUUGUCUCCACUGCAAAAAUUUCCUCUGUGAGGGGAGUGUGGAUCCUUUCUGGAACGACCCAAUAAAUGAGUUCAAAACUUUCAUUUUGGAAAUUUUAAAACAACAAAUAACAAUAAUUAAUUAGAUUUAUUAUUAUAAUUGCCAGGUGAACCUAUAGUAGUGACUAUGGUAACAUACAAAUAUCUUAAUUAUUCUACAGAAUAAUUCCAUGGAUGAUGUGUCAAUCUAG
This is a messenger RNA of Paramuricea clavata, 9842 nucleotides long. Lineage: Eukaryota; Metazoa; Cnidaria; Anthozoa; Malacalcyonacea; Plexauridae. The record is from the annotation of a GenBank genome assembly.